Messenger RNA from Hyphopichia burtonii NRRL Y-1933, 1010 nucleotides. RefSeq names its product shikimate dehydrogenase family protein. The coding region runs from base 30 to 956 and encodes 308 amino acids. The transcript has a single exon. Gene Ontology annotation, molecular function: shikimate 3-dehydrogenase (NADP+) activity. Gene Ontology annotation, biological process: chorismate biosynthetic process; shikimate metabolic process. NCBI's taxonomy places the organism in Eukaryota, Fungi, Ascomycota, Pichiomycetes, Serinales, Debaryomycetaceae. The record is from RefSeq and is a predicted model, not a curated record.
UUUUCAGCUGAACUUCUAGACAUUCCAGGAUGACGGUGACCUAUGAAGAACAGGCUGGCGGAGGUGCCAGGUUCAGACUAUUUGGACUCCAUAUCCAGCACUCCAAAGCACCGCUUCUCCAUAAUUUUUUAUUUAAAAGGCUAGGUUUGGAAAAUUGGAAAUACGAAUUAUUCGAAAGUAAUAAUGUAGACGAGUUUAAAAAAUAUUUGCAGGAGCCAGGCACCAUAGGGUCUGCCGUUACCAUGCCUAACAAAGUGACUAUGAUUGACCAUGUUGACGUUGUGGAUGAUGGAGCUAAAGCCGUGGGGGCAAUUAAUACCAUCUAUACUAAAAGGGAGGCUGAUGAUAAGAUCAUUGUUGGAACCAAUACAGACACUAUCGGGAUCCAUAGUUCGUUUGUUUAUAAUACACCGGACCAAGUGAAACAAUCACAAGAGUCAAGCUUGCCGGGAUUGGUUUACGGUGGAGGUGGUGCUUGUAGAUCUGCCGUUUAUGCAUUACAUGAUUUAUUGCAUUGCUCUAAAGUGUAUAUCAUCAAUAGGUAUGAAAGUGAGGUAGUCCAAGUGAUGAAAGCAAUGAAGCAAGGGGGUUUCAAAGGUGAAAUCGUCCAUAUCAAAAACCCCGAUGAAGCAGAACAAAUUGCUAAUAGACCAAAGUUGAUCGUGUUGACAGUGCCGGAUUUUGAACCGGUUUCCCCAGAAGAAACAUUGGCUAAACAAACUUUGGAUGUCUUUAUCCAAGAUGGAAAGGGGGCUGUUUUGGAAAUGUGCUAUCACCCUAAUCCAACCACUCGUUUAUACAAAGAAUUCGAAUCUCACAAUUGGAAAGUCAUUUCGGGUAUAGAGGCCAUGAUCUACCAAGGCAUAGCCCAACAAGUCUUCUGGACCGGAGUGCCCAUUGAUAAAAUGCCCGUCAAGGAGGUGAUAGACUAUAUUUAUCUGCAUUUAGACCAUUAAUACAUAUAUUUAGACCAUUAAUACAUAUAUUUAGACCAUUAAUACAUAUAUUUA